AUUUGAGUGGAACAGAUUAAACAGCAUCUACUGGUUUCUUGUGAAUAUACUUGCCCUAGUGUGGUGUAAUUGUGGUGUAACUGGUUCAAGACAGAAAUAAGUGAAGUGAAAAUUAUAGAAUUUCAGGAAAAUUUUUAUAACGUUGCAAAGAUUUAAAAGGCUCCAAGAUGCACAGGCAAACUUCAGUGGAUAAGCACAUACUAGUCGAAGGCGGUUCUUACAUCAUGGAAGGAACUGAAUCGCAGGAGGCAAGAAAUGCUUGCUUGAUAUUUUCUCCAAAAACGGAUGAAGCUGGUUCACUUGCAAAAAUGUUACGUGUUUUCAAGGAUCAUGAUGUGAAUUUAAUGCAUAUUGAAUCGCGCUCCUCAACUAGAGGGCCUGGUUAUGAGUUUUUCGUGGAAUGUGACACUCGAUCAGGACAAUUGGGAAAAGCAAUCGAGGAAAUUCGCGAACAAUGUGGUUACUUCAAUAUUAUUUCACGCGAUUACAAAGAUAAUUUGGCAGCUGUACCAUGGUUUCCACGCAGGAUUCGUGAUCUCGAUCGUUUUGCUAACCAAAUUUUGUCGUAUGGUGCUGAGUUGGAUGCUGAUCAUCCUGGAUUUACCGAUCCCGUUUACAGAGCUCGCAGGAAGUAUUUUGCUGAUAUUGCCUACAACUACAAACAUGGACAACCACUGCCACGAGUUGAUUACACUGAGGAAGAAAUUGCUACAUGGGGAGUCAUUUUCCGGAAUUUAACUAAAUUAUAUAAAACACAUGCCUGCCGAGAAUACAAUCACGUGUUUCCGCUUUUGGUCGAUAAUUGCGGCUAUCGAGAAGAUAACAUUCCACAACUUGAGGACGUUUCGAAUUUCCUGAAAGAUUGCACUGGAUUUACAUUAAGGCCUGUAGCUGGACUCUUGUCAUCCCGAGACUUUUUGGCUGGGCUGGCGUUCCGCGUCUUCCAUUCCACACAAUACAUCAGGCAUCCUGCUAAACCUAUGUAUACUCCGGAACCCGACGUUUGCCAUGAAUUGCUUGGACAUGCCCCUCUGUUUGCAGACCCUGCAUUUGCUCAGUUUUGUCAAGAAAUAGGUUUAGCGUCUUUGGGUGCACCAGACGAUUAUAUUGAGAAAUUAGCUGCGAUAUUCUGGUUCACUGUGGAGUAUGGACUUUGCCGCCAACAAGGACAAAUUAAAGCAUACGGAGCAGGUCUUCUUUCGUCAUACGGUGAAUUGCAGUAUUGCCUCACAGAUAAGCCACAAUUGCGAGAACUGGAUCCGGAAAAGAUGGGCGUACAAAAGUACCCCAUUACACAGUUCCAGGAAAUCUACUUUGUAGCAGAUAGUUUCGAAAGUGCAAAAGAAAAGACAGUCAAAUUCGCCAACGCCAUCCCGCGUCCAUUCGGAGUUCGCUACAACCCAUACACCCAGAGCGUUGAAGUCUUGGAUUCGAAACCUCAAGUUGGAAAUCUUAUGUCGAACAUAAGUUCGGAGUUCCAAAUUUUACAGAAUGCGUUCCAAAAAUUAAAAGCUUAACUUUAAAUUGAAACUAAUAUCCAUAAUAUGUUAAGUAUCUUUCAUUGUUCGUUCAGUACCACCCUAAUUUUAAGAAAUGUUUUGUAAAAUUAUAUAAAUAAAAUGUUUACUCAUAA
This is a messenger RNA of Hermetia illucens (black soldier fly), 1633 nucleotides long. RefSeq names its product protein henna. Gene Ontology annotation, biological process: L-phenylalanine catabolic process; L-tyrosine biosynthetic process. NCBI's taxonomy places the organism in Eukaryota, Metazoa, Arthropoda, Insecta, Diptera, Stratiomyidae. Bases 168 to 1517 code for a protein of 449 amino acids. The record is from RefSeq and is a predicted model, not a curated record. The transcript has 6 exons. Gene Ontology annotation, molecular function: phenylalanine 4-monooxygenase activity; iron ion binding.